AUGACCUGGCCUCCCGACGCGCCCCCACGCCCCCCUCACUGCUCCCAGAGCGUACCAGUACAUCCCCCCCCACCUGCCUGCAGUCUACAGGACAGAGAACUCUGGGAGGACAUCAGACGAGCCUCACACACUGCUCUGAUGGACAGGAUGGAGCUGGAGACAAGCCAUAUGGGCGGAGUAGACGCUGCACAUACCCCGCCUCCCAACCCUGGCCCCUCCCCCCUGAGCCCAGAGGCUCCUCCCACCCUGUUGGAGCUAGAAGCCCGUCUGGCGCAGUACGAGAGGAGAGUGAGAGAGGAGGAGGAGGAUGGAGGGAGAGAUGAAAGGAAGGUUCCGGACCUUCAGAAGGAUGACAUGAUGGCCAGGAAGACAGGUGCGUUCCCCAGGACCCACAACACCACGACAACAACAUUCAACCGCUUCCUACCACUGCCGGGUUCCAAACGCCCAGCACAGGAAGUAGUCACAGACAGGAAGCUACAGCAAUCCAGGGUCUCCAUGGACAUGCCUCAACAGCACCCCAACGUGGCAAUGGUCAUCAGGCCGCCCGUUCCCAGCCAUUGUAACUAUGAUGAUGAUGAUGAGGAUGAGGAAGAGUGCCCUGUACCAGACCUGGAGAAGGAUGAUAUGUUGGCUCGUAGGACCGGGGCAUACCAACACAGCGCGGGGAGAACCGGACGCUCCUUUAACCUGUUCCUGCCUGUCCCUGGAGCGGCCCAACAGAAGAACACCCCUCUGGUGGACCCAACCAACUCUACAAGAACACCCCCUCUGGUGGACCCAACCAACUCUACCAGAACACCCCUCUGGUGGACCCAACCAACUCUACAAGAACACCCCUCUGGUGGACCCAACCAACUCUACCAGAACACCUCCUCUGGAUCUGGAAGAGUCGUCAGUGCUUCUCAGGAUCUGAUCAGGAAGGAGGAGGAGAGGAAGCGGAUGGAGAGGAUGAUGAAGGAGGAGGAGGGAGGCCACACCCAGAAGAAGAAGAACAUCAAGACGUACAGAGAGAUCGUAGAGGACAAAGAGCGUAGGGAGGCGGAGCUGUGUGAUGCAUACAGGAGGGCGGGCUCUAAAGCGGAAGCUGCCAUGGUUCUCCAGCGUUACGCUCUCCGCUUCACCAUCAGUGAUUCAACGCUGGACAGUCUGCAGCUACCUAGAACCAUCACUACUGACCAGAACCCUGAGUCUAGAACACCUGCUACCAACCAGAACCCUGAGUUUAGAACCACUACUACCAACCAAAACCCUGAGUCUAGAACACCUGCUACCAACCAGAACCCUGAGUCUAGAACCAUUACUACCAACCAGAACCCUGAGUCUAGAACUAUUACUACCAACCAUAACCCUGAGUCUAAAACCAUCACUACUGACCAGAACCCUGAGUCUAGAACCAUUAUUUCUGAGCAGAACCCUAACCCUAGAACCACUCCAAACCCAAAACACCCAACACACCCAACACACGCACACACAAAACCACUCCACACAAAGUCAGCACACACUCCCCCUCCCAUCUCCCCCUCACGGCCCCUCCCUCUCCUAACAGCCAAGCCCUACUGCCAGCCACCACAGACACAGCCUGGACACAAGCCUGUUCAGCCAACCGAACACCCUGGUGCCAAUCAGAAGACACAGGUGUCGGCCGUCAGCGCCCUGAUUGGAGGGAGGAACUGUGUUGUCACGACGACCAUCGUGACGGAACUCACCCAGACACACCUGCAGCCACGUCCGUUAGAUAUGCUCAGCAACACACAGGUGAACGGCUCCAUGGCAUUGUCAAGGAGAUCAGGGGAGGAGGCGGGGUCUGACUCUUCAUUGCUUAGCAACCAGAACACCUACUCAUCCUCGGUGACAGGAGGACUGGAGGGGAGCAGUGGGACGAUGGAGAGCCCCAUGUUGAACCUGGCUAAGCGUGUAGAUCACUGGGUGUGGAACCCUGAGGAUGAGAGGAGACGACAGGAGAAGUGGCAGCAGGAGCAGGAGAGAUUCCUACAGGAGCAGUACCUCAGGGAGCAGGAGAAACUGAAAGGGGAGUGGGAGAGAGCGCAGAGAGAGGUGGACGAGGAAGAACGAAGACACAGCGAAGAGGAGAAGAAGAUCCUGGAGGAGACGGCAACGGCCCUUUCUCAUCCACCUCCCACAGAGCUCGCUGUUCAGACAGAAGUGAUCGUUCCGGCACAACAGAUCU
Messenger RNA from Oncorhynchus tshawytscha (Chinook salmon), 2191 nucleotides. RefSeq names its product LIM and calponin homology domains-containing protein 1. Gene Ontology annotation, molecular function: myosin II head/neck binding. Lineage: Eukaryota; Metazoa; Chordata; Actinopteri; Salmoniformes; Salmonidae. Gene Ontology annotation, biological process: positive regulation of stress fiber assembly; regulation of focal adhesion assembly. Gene Ontology annotation, cellular component: stress fiber. The record is from RefSeq and is a predicted model, not a curated record.